AAAAAAAAAACGAAACGUGCGGUACCUACGCGUAAGUGAACUAAGUACUACGUCACGUGCGCAUUGUGUCACAUACGUACUGCGUCAUCUACGCACUGUGUCAUCUAAGUACGAACUACCAUUAGAUUUGUGAACAAAAAUAAAUCUUUCAGACAUUAGUAAACUUACAAAUAUGCACAGUGGCAAAGCGUCCUUAUUGCUUUAGAAGAUAAACGAAAAGUUCGAUUUGCUUUAAAGGUUAACAAGAUAAGUGCGGUUUGAAACGUGCUGGAAAUAUAACAAAGUUAUAGCCAGUAAAGAAGAUGGCCAGCAGCUGGAGGGUUAUAGGAGGCGUCGUCUGCUAUGUGGUUGUCUGCCUCGCCGUCGUCACUCCAGCAGCUGCGGAAGGUGUCUGCUACCACGACGGCUACUACUUUUCGAAUGGUAGUCGGUGGCGACCAGAGGUGUGCUUAGAGUGUGAGUGCCAGGGAUGGGUUGAGGUGUGUCAGCGGGAACAGUGCCAUGACCCACAGUGCCCACCACAUCACAUUCUCUACCACCACCCACAACACUGCUGCCCACGCUGCUUCCCACCCGUACGGACCUGCCAUGCUGGAGACACAAUGUACCAGGAUGGAGAAGUAUGGUCCCCCGGGGGGUGUGAGCAGUGUCGCUGUGUUAAUGGCACUCUGUCGUGUGGACAUAUACCCUGUAGUGUCACUUCUUGCAGAGAGGGUCAGGUGGCACUGCAGCUUCCACACCAGUGUUGUCCUGAGUGUGUGCCACUUGGACGAUCGUGUAAGUUUGAUGAGACAGUACAUCGUGAUGGAGAAUUCUGGUCACCAGUGGCAUGUUCACAGUGCCAGUGUCGUGAUGGUCGGACACAGUGUUAUAUUGCAAGCUGUCCUCGCCUCACAUGUCCUGCCAACCACACCCUGGAGAUUGGUGAGGGGUCAUGCUGUCCCUCCUGUGAGGGAUCACCAUGUGUUGCCAAUGGAAUGGUGUAUGGAUCAUCAGAACAGUGGUGGGAAGGUGCUUGUAGAAAAUGUGUUUGUGUAGCUGGAAGGAUACAUUGUCAUGAGAUAGAGUGCCCUGACUUAGAGUGCCAGCCUCACCAGGAGCCAUACACUCAAGAAGGGGCUUGUUGUCCUACAUGUGUCAGUAAACAAGGAUGGUGUCUCUUGGAAAGUGGUGCACGCAUGGCACCUGGUCAUCUCUGGAACACUACUGAAUGUGAAGUGUGUGUAUGCAGGGAGGCUGAGGUUAUUUGUAACCAGGUACAGUGUGGGCGUGAUGAGUGUGCCCCUGGAGAGCAGUUGGUGACUCAUCCUGGGGCCUGUUGUCCUGAGUGUUCCAUAAACCACAAAGUGUGUUUCCAUGAUGGUGCUCUGCGAGAGAAUGGAGAAAUAUGGAGUUCUGGGACUUGCCACAUAUGUUCAUGUGCUUCUGGGACUGUUACAUGUUACCAGCCUUCUUGCCCUCCUUGCCCAUUUGGCCUAGUGCCUCUCAGUCAGAAUUCAGACCAGUGCUGUCCUGAGUGCCAGAUCAUCACCUGUCCCCCAAACUGUCUCAUCUGUGUUCCUGGAAUUGCUCAGAUAACGUGUAAAGUAUGCGAAGAUGAGCAUUACCUCGAGGAUGGCAAGUGUGUUAAGAUGUGUAGUGAGGGAAAAUUUCAUCAAGGUGGGCAGUGUUCACCCUGCCACCCAUCAUGCAUGGCAUGCACACAGGCUACCAGGUUUCACUGCACAAAGUGUUCACCCAAGGAGUUGUUGCAUGAGGGCGAGUGUGUGAGAGACUGUGGACGAGGGUUUUACUCUGAAGGUGGAGCAUGCCAUCCUUGCCAUGCUUCAUGCAGUGAAUGUUCGGGUCCAGAAGCUGACCAAUGCCAGGUCUGCCCCACCGAGGCCUUCCUUCAUGCUGGCACUUGUGUUGACAUUUGCCCUCUUGGCCAUUAUGCUAGAGAUCAGUCAUGUGAACCAUGUGAAGAGAGCUGUGAGCACUGUGGUGUUGGUGAGUGCCUUCACUGUCUUGAAGGUUUCUGGCUGCAAGAAGGACGAUGCCAAAAAAACUGUUUGCCUGGAUACUACCAAGGUCCUGACAAUGCUUGUGUUAGUUGCCAUACCUCUUGUGGGACAUGUCACAGUGCUGGAAUUGAUUCAUGUACAUCCUGCCCUCACUACUUGUUCCAUAGUGGUUCAACAUGUGUGAGUAUGUGCCCAAGGGGAACUUAUGUCAAGGAGAAGGAGUGCAUUGCUUGUCAUGAAUCCUGCAUUGAAUGUCUUGGACCUGGACCAGAUAGAUGCACUGAAUGUUCAUUGGGUGAACAGGUGGUAGUCCUCAUUAACACAACAUCUGGCAGGUGUCAAAAGAGUUGCCCCGAAGACCAUCAGCUUUUGGACCGUGUUUGUGUUCCACCACCAGCAGGGUGUGAGUUAUGGCAUGCUUCAGAACCUACCUCCUGCUACAAGUGUAAAGAGGGUUGGUUGCUACAAUACUUUCAGUGUGUAGAGGAGUGUGGUGCAGGCUUCUAUGAAUACAGUGAAAGAAAUGUCUGCUUAGCAUGUGACCCUCGAUGUCGUACAUGUUCGGGUUCAGGCCACAGGAACUGCUUAAGCUGCUAUAAGGGUGCCACACUACACAGACGAGAAACAGGUUCUGAGUGCCUCACCAAGUGUUAUCACCGACACUACCUUGCACUGGAUAACACGUGUCAGACUUGUCACUCAUCAUGUAGUGUAUGUACCUUAAACAUGGCCAGCACAUCAACUUCCAUUUGUUUGCACUGCAAGUCGAGCCAUAAGUUUCAUGAAGGUGAACGUUGUGUUCAUGAGUGCAGUCAUGGAUACUUUCAUGACACAGAGUCAGAGAGUUGUCAGAGGUGCCACCCAAGAUGUGUCACAUGCACAGGACCUUUUAUGAACAACUGCAAAACCUGUCUGAAUGGGGCCAAGUUGAUUGAUACGGGAAUUUGUGAGGAUAGUGUUUGCCCCAAAGGAACCUACCUAAGCCUAGAAAAGACUUGCCAAAGCUGUGAAGGUGACUGUGAUACAUGUUCCUCUGAUGGCUCCUUGUGCUUAACAUGUCCACCCACCAAACACCUGCUAUAUGGAAAAUGUGUCAAUAAGUGCCCUCACAUGUUUUAUGCUGAUAAUUCUGCUAAUGGCGAAUGUCGGGAAUGCCAUUGGACUUGUGAAAGGUGUCUAGGACCCUCUGAAGCAGACUGCUUAACGUGUGGAUCUGGCAUGUUUCAAGAGGGUAACAAAUGUCUUGCACAGUGCUCUCCAGGUCACUAUCCCACUGGUAAGGAAUGUAGAGCAUGCCCAGGAGGAGCCAGCAAGUGCAACACAAGUACAGUUUGUCAAGCCUGCCGUGCACCGUACCUACUACAGGACGGCCAUUGUGUCACCUCAUGCAGAACAGGAACUUUUGCUAAUGUGUUUGAUAACAUCUGUUAUGAGUGUGGUGACAGAUGUGCUGAGUGCUCCUUGUAUGAAUGCCACACAUGUAAGCCUCCAUACCUACUUCAAGAUGGUCAGUGUGUUGAUCAUUGUGGCAAGAAUUACUUCCCCAACACUAAAACUGGAGUUUGUCACUACAAUACUGAGAAACCUAUUAUCCAUAUCUUAGCACCAUUAGUUGUGGAGUAUGGAAAACCAUUAUCAGUUAAUAGUUCUGUAUUGUAUAUCAAGGAUGUUGAUACUCCAAAUGAUCAGCUUGUUGUGAAUGUGGAAGAAACACCUUCAAAUGGAGGUAUAUUCAGAUAUUUCAACGGCAAAGAUGAGCAAUUAAUAAAUGGCAGUAAGUUCAAAGUGGAAGAAAUGCAAGAAAAUCGGAUAUUCUAUAAGCAUGAGACAAAUAGACCAUUGUAUGGAGAGAUGUGGCUAAGUGUGUCUGAUGGCCAGUAUCAGUCUCUAGCAGAAGUUAUAUCUAUUAAUGUUAUAUCUAAAUAUCCACCAGAAAUUGUGAUGAAUGAGCCCCUUGUAAUUUUUCGAGGACAUAAGGAACCUAUAAGUGCAAAAAUACUUAAUAUCCAUGAUUACGAUAACCCAGAAAGUGUUACCAUUAGAGUAGUGGAUGGUCCUAGUUAUGGUCAGCUGUGUGUAGAAGAGGAAGAGCUUGUUCUGUUUUCUUUGGAUGAGUUGUUGCAGGAGCAGGUAAUGUAUACCCAUGACAACUCAUCCUCCAAAACAGAUAGAAUACUUUUGCAAGCAAGUGAUGAACAUAAUGUGGUUAAUUUCAUUUUUCGAGUAUAUAUUGUUGAAGAAGAAUUAAGUGCCCCUGUUCUAAUACAAAACCAAGGCGCUCGUGUUCAGUCAGGAUCCCGAGUCCAAAUCUCUCCUCAGCUCCUACAAGCCAGAGACAUAGAUUCAGAUGAUGAUAACCUGGUUUAUACUCUUCUUCCCAUGCUUCAGAAUCCUGGUCAAGGAAAGUUAACUUUGAUCAUCCCAUUGCCUCCAGCCCCUGAUGGGUUUUAUAAUGAUGGCUGGACUCAGAUGGAUGAAACCCAUCUUGUGAGACCUACUACAAGCUUCACCCAACGAGAUGUGAAUGAAGGCCGUGUAUGGUACGUCCAUUCAGGAGAGGAAAGUGUGGGGGACAUGACAUCAGACCAGUUGUUGUUCUCCAUUGCUGAUAGUUCACAUCCACCAAACAUGCUUGCUGACCAGUCCUUCAUCAUCCAAGUGCAACCAUCACCACAGAAGACAGAGGUGUCCCCAGCACCAGGGAUCCAGCUUGGUAUUACAGUACAGGAAGGCCAAGCAGUGGCGAUUACUCCCAGUCACUUGUCAUUUGCAGGAGCACAGUCACCAGAGCAUCUUGUCUAUAUCAUUACCCAUCCAUUGGGGCCUUUAGAUGGCUCUCUCUUCAACAUUGAUUCACCAGGACUGGAACUUCAUCAGUUUAUGCAAGCAGAUAUCAAUGAUAUGAAAAUUAUUUAUAUGCCUCCCUUAGGAGACAUGGGUCAAGAAGAUAAAUAUUUUAGUUUCAAAUUUACUGUAUCAAAUGAGAUGAGUGGAGAGCCUAGCAGGUUGCCAGAGCAGAAGUUUACCAUUCAUGUUGUGCCUCUGAAAGGAACUCAACUCUCCUUCACUCAUGAGAACCCUGAGCUGGUCAUCAAUAGUCAUGCCUCUGUACUCUUGGAGCCAAAAUUCUUUGAGCUGAGUAACUUAGAAUCAGAGGAUGAUGAGAUUGUAUUCAUCCUUUUGGAGGCCCCUCUUCAUGGCACAAUAACCAAAGAAAUUAAUGGAGAGUCUCUUAUAUUUACUGAGGAGAUUGCAGAAUCAGUGUUGCACCCAGAACAUUCUGAAAAUGAUGACGACGACCCAAUGCCUCCAAGACCAAAAACUUCAGCAGCAAGGGCAGGUGUCGAAACACGUUUUGGAGUAUCCACCGUCCACAGCCCAUUUGAAAAGUUAUGGUCCCAUGAUGAAACAAAAGUUAUCAGUAGUUGGCAUCUUCACUUUACUGAUGUCCAUUCCAAUGACGAGGACCUGGUAUACACUCUCAUCCAUCAACCCCAGUAUGGGACUCUCGUUAGCACCGAACCUACAGGAAUUACACGAAGGCUUAAUGAAACCCAUAAGUUCACCCAGGCAGAUAUUAUCUAUGGCUUGGUUAACUACACAUCAGACAGAGAAAUUGGGAUGAAAACUGUAACAGAUAGUCUGGCUUUUAAUGUUACAGAUCCUCAAAACAAUGUCCUCAGUAAUCAGAUUUUGAAGGUGAUGAUCCAAGGUGUGGAUAACAAAGAGCCUGAAGUGGUAGUAGGAGACCCUGUUGUUGUGGCCGAGGGCAGCAGGAUUGUGUUACCUCCAACCUCCAUUACUGUCUUGGAUAUAGACACUCCAUUAUCCAGUCUCGUGGUUGUCAUUGAUGCACCUCCGAUAUUUGGAUACUUAACAAACACUAAUACAGAGUCAAAGAUCACCUCUGAAGGGACAUCACCAAUGAUGAAGUUUGCUGUGGUAGAUUUGCAAGAAAGCAAAGUGACAUAUAUUCAGUCACAGCAUUGCUAUCAAGAGCCUGUCCAAGAUACUUUUAUUUUUCAUGUAACAGACGGCACUAAUGAGUCUCCUGUCAUGAGAUUUAAUAUCACUAUCCAGCUUAUAAAUGAUGAAUCACCAGUGAUCCUUGGUGAGCAAGUGGUCAUCGACAAGAGCCAGACCAUAGUUAUCCGCAACCAGUCACUCUUCAUAUCUGAUACAGACACUGAACAGGACCUCGUUGUUAAAAUUGUGCAGCCUCCUAGUCAUGGAUCUCUCCACAGAAAGUUGUCUCCAGACUCUUCCAUUAAAAACAGUGAACUUCUUACUAGAGGACAGAGCUUCACUUUUCAAGAUCUUCUGGAUGAACUUAUUCUCUAUAGCCAUGAUGGCUCCAGAGACCCAGAAGACAUCAUGGAAAUUAUGGUUAGUGAUAGUAACCAUGAGACUGGUGGAAUUGUUGAAUUCAUAAUUCUUCAGAAGACAGAUGAGGCUCCAAGACUGCGCCUUAACCACGGCCUCACACUCAAGGCUGGUGAGAUGUCAGUUAUCUCUCCCUCACUUCUCAUAGCUGAGGAUGUUGAUUCUGAGACAGAGAUGAUCAAAUAUGUUGUAACCAGUCUGCCAGUAUCUGGGAAACUUGAGAUAUACCAACCUCAUUAUGAUAAAUGGAAAACAUUAAGUGUUGGUUCAGUGUUCAUGCAAAAAGACAUCUUAAAUGGCAAUGUCCGAUUUGUGCAUAAAAAGGAUACACCAAGUGGAACAGACACCUUACGUUUUAAUCUACAAGAUACAGAAGGGAAUGUUAUGAUGGAUCAGGCACUCUCCAUCACUGUGUUGGAAGACAGAAUUCCCCCACACAUCACUUUAAAUGUGGCUCUCAACCUUAUGGAAGAUGCUUCAGCUGCUAUAACAGCAGAGCUUCUUUCAGCGACUGAUUCUGAGAUGGAUCCUAUGGAACUAAGAUAUAUUCUGGUGAGUGGACCAGAUCACGGUCGACUUGAGCUAACAACGGCUCCCAAUAAGGCUGUGUCAACAUGGACCCAAAGAGCACUGGAGUUGGGGAUGCUGCGUUACCAUCAUCAAACCAUGGAUGAAAGCACCAAAGAUCAGUUUAAUUUUAUUGUUUCAGAUGGUUACAACAACGUAAGCCAGUCUUUCAAUAUCAACAUCACUCCUGUUGAUGAUGAAAUACCCCUUCUCAUCACAAACACCAUCAAAGUUCAAGAAGGUACCAAGAAAAUCAUCUCACAGUUUGAACUGGAGGCAUUAGAUGCUGACACCAAAGAUGAGUUCAUCACCUUCAGUAUUGUACGACCUCCUCAACAUGGACAACUGCAGAUUAUAGAAGUGAAGAUUUUCACAAUGCUAGAUGUUUAUGAUGGAGGAGUGUCAUAUCUUCAUGAUGGCUCUAACACAUCCCGGGACUCCUUUGACAUCACAGUGUCAGACUCUACUAACAAAAUGUACCGGCAUGGGAGGGGUAAGGAAGCUACCACUGAGCCUUCCACUGUCUAUGUGGAGAUUUCCUCAGUAGAUGAUGGGACACCAAUAUUAACAGCAAAUAGAGGGCUUCAGUAUUUGCAACAAGAGGAAGGAAAGGCCCAAAACCUGAUCACAGUACAUGAACUCCACGUUGAGGAUGAAGACACACUGCCUGAGAGUCUACAGUUUACUGUUACACGUUCCCCUGCUCAUGGUGUUCUUAGGCUUUCUACUCAUGAAAGACCAGUGUCUUCAUUUACACAAGCUGACAUUAUUGCAGGUCGCAUAUACUAUGAACUCAUCACCUAUGCACAUAACAUAACCAGUGAUGAAUUUAUCUUUGAAGUAACUGACAGUAAACCCAACACAGUAUCAGGCAAUGUCUUUCAUAUUCAAUGGGCAUGGCUUAUAAUGGCACACCGAGAAUAUAAUGUUACAGAAACUGGUGGUGUAGUUAAAGUUUUUGUGAAAAGAACUGGAAAUCUGAAGCAACAUUCUACAGUUACUUGCAUCACUCAUGGAGGAUCUGCAAAGGGAAAGUCAAAAGAACCACAGGAUGUAGACUUCAGAUUUGUUUCUGAACCAGUACAGUUUAGUGAGGGAGAGACAGAAAAAUACUGCACAAUACCCAUUCAUGAUGAUGACAGAUUUGAAGGCCCUGAGGCUUUUAGUGUUAAAUUAGUUGACCCAAAUUAUGCAUUGCUUGGAAAGCCAAGGAAGUCAGUGGUAACAAUUAUUGACAAUGAAGAUAAGCCUUCAGUUGUUUUUGAAACCAGUCAUUUCAUAAUCAAUGAAACCGAAGGUCCCAUUUUCGCUCGCUUAAAGCGUAAAGGAGAUAUCAGCCUUCCUGUGUCAGUGAUAUGUAUUAGUGAGGAUGGUUCUGCUAAAGGCUCUGAGCCAACUCAAAUAACAAAUGAAACCGAUUUUGUCCACCGCCCUCAUGACGAAUCUUCUAGAGUUGUUUUUCCUCCUGGUAUUCAGGUUUCCUCUUGUAAUGUAAGAAUUAUUGAUGACUCAAUAUUUGAAGUUAAUGAAGAUUUCCGAUUAAUACUGACAGAUCCAUCUGAUGGUGUGACACUUGGCGAGAUCCAAGAAGCCUUUGUCACCAUUAGAGGGCCCAAUGACCAGAGUACAAUUGGUUUCAUUCAAUUACAAUACAAUAUAUCAGAAAGUGAAAGUGAGGUGUCAGUGUAUCUAGAACGUACUGGUGUGGAUUUAAGUUACCCAUCAACUGUUUGGUGUGCAACCAAAUCCUAUACACCUGAGGAAGCCCAGCCAUCUCUUGACUAUGUUCCCCAUUCAGAACAAGUGAAUUUCAAGGAGGGGCAAGAAAGAGCAACAUGUACUAUUAAUCUUAUUGAUGAUAAAGUAAAUCCAAAGCUAGAGGGUCCAGAAAGAUUUAGAGUUUUCAUCAGCACUGCUCAGAAUGCAUCUAUUAACAGUGCUGCCUCAGAAACUGUGGUAACAAUAUUUGAUGAGGAAGAUGCCCCUUCUAUACAGUUUACCAUGCCUGAAGUAAGGGUCAGAGAAAAUCAGACUAUUGUAAAAAUCCCAAUCCAGCGCUCCGGGGAUUUGAGUAGAGUGUCAACCGUUUAUUGCUUUACACGUCAACGUUCAGCAAAGGCAGGUAUUGAUUUCAUGGAACGACCCAAUACCAAAGAUUCAGUAAUUAUUUUCCCUAAAGGGGUCUCUAAAGUUGAAUGUGAAGUUGGUCUUCUAGAUGACUUGGUAUAUGAGAAAGAAGAAAGGUUUAUAGUCAAAUUGUCUCACCCAAGUUCCCUCUCAGACCUUCGUCCAUACAUUGGAGAAAAUAAAAUAGUUCGAGUAACUAUUUUAGAUUGGGAGGACAGACCAAGAGUGUCUCUACAACAUGGUGCAUACACAGUUGCUGAACCCCAAGCAAGAGAUCUAACAUCUAGCCUCAGUGUGCCUAUAAUCAGACUUGGCGAUACAUCACAGGUUUCCCGAGUGAUGGUUUCUACUAGAGACAAUUCAGCUGCUUCAGGCUCAGACUACCAUCCACUUCAUACUCAAGUGGAGUUUGUACCAGGGGAUACAGUGGUCGAGGUGAAGAUCACGAUUGUACAUAACCCUGAGCGCCAGUGGCACAAGACAUUCUUGGUGGUGCUUGGUCCUGAUGAUCCCAUUAAUGCUGAACUUGGCAGUAUAAUUUCUGCAACCAUCACAAUAUUAGACCAUGAAUCAUCUGGGAGCUCAGUUCUCCCUGCACCACCUGUUGUUAUUUCUCUGUUGCAUUAUGAUAACAUUGAAGAACAUCUUGGGGAACCUGCAAGUCCUGGGUACCCACUAGUGUGUGUCACCCCUUGUAACAUGAAAUACCCAGAGAGUGCUGUUACUGCUGAGAUGUGUGCUGAGGCAGGGUUAAACUCCACUUCCCUACAGUACUCAUGGGAGGUUGCUGUUCCUGCUGAUGGUGAUGGUAGCCUUACUCCCUUCCAUUCACUUACAGAUAACACUUUGUUUGCCAGUGCACACAGUAAGGUGUUAGAUUCAAUGUUCUUUGCUCGACACUUCUGGGUACGAUGUAUUGCUCAACCUGUUAAGAGUGAUGGUGUCCUGGGAAUACCUUUGCGGAGUAAAGCAAUUUCUGUUGGCAUUCAAAAUGGGAUAUGUCAGAAGCCACUCGUGCCAGGUCAACCUGGUGGAUUUCAAAGCCAGUCCUUCAUAGCAGCUCUUUCAUACAUCAAUUCUACGGAUGAUACUCACCCUAAUACAGUUAAGAUUUACGUGGAGAUUCCCCAUCAAGAUGGUAUGGUUCCUGUGCUGUCAACUCUUCCAAUCCACAACUUGCGAUAUCUUUUGACUGAGGAACUCUACAGAGUGCAUCAUAUGUGCUCCAACCUUGUUCCUGGGGUUGGCUUUCUAGAUGAGACUCCUACACAAUAUCCACCUAACCCAAGACCUCACCAAUGGAAUGAAAACUUGAGAGAAAACAAAUCAUUGCUCCUGUAUCAUCACCUGAAUCUGAAGAGCUGUAUGUGGACCUUCUCAGCUUGGUUCUCCAUGUCACAGUUGGUGGACCGUUGUGGUGGUCAAGUUGUUUCAGAUUUUCAGGUUGGUUCAGGUGGACAAAGUUUUCUAACAGUGCGAGUGCCUCUGUACAUUUCUUAUGUUUAUGCAACAUCACCUCCAGGCUGGACAUCAGUUGAUCACAGAACAGAACUUUCUGUGUCUCUCUACUAUAACACACUCCUGUGGCAUCACGGUCUACAUACACAGCCUACACUUACAGCUAAGAUACAGAUAACAAGAAUAUCCAUUGAUGAAUCUGGUAGGUUGGUAAUUGACUUGAAGACCAUGGCAAAGUUCCGUGGUCAGUUUGUAUUACAUCAUCCACAUCUGGAGGACUAUUCAUCCCAUCUCAAGGCUCCAGAAGAAUUAGAUAUUCAAUUCUCUCUUGAGCUUUUAUGGACAGCUGCUACUUGGGAUGGCCCAGAACAGGUAUGGAGAGCCACUAGCAAUUAUAACCUCAAGGACUAUACUGGAGAGUACAUCUUUGAGCUGAUCCCUUGCACUGUGGCUCCAACCCAAGCUUACACUGUGGCUGAUCCACUUCCAUGCACACCUCAUCCCCCAACAACUUUUCCAUUGCCUAUUGCUAUUCAACAAACACAUCGUCCUGUUCCUCUUGUCUACACCCUCAACACAGACUUCCAGCUCCUAAACAGUCCAACUAUGUUCCUCAUGGAUCCAAGAAUGGUUGAUAACUUGCAGGAAAUAGACUACAAGGGGAGCUAUGGACCAGGUCAAACAAUCUAUGGCAGAGUAUUGUGGCACCCAAGUCAAGACCUUCAUUCUGCCUACCAGUUGUACAUCCAGCGUGUUUUCCUCUGCACCGGUGCUGAAGGGUACGUGCCAACGUAUGAUCCAACAGGAGAACUCUAUGAUGAAGGGCCUCAAUAUGGAUGCAUACAGCCUUCUAGCAAACUACGUCACAGAUUUCUCAUUCUGGUAAUAUUCCGAUUGAUAUUCUACAUAUGGUACAAGGAUUUCAUUGCAUCUUUGAUAUUUAGAUACAGCAGGUGUCACUAGGGAACCAUCCCCUGG
Molecule: messenger RNA, 11516 nt
Organism: Cherax quadricarinatus
Lineage: Eukaryota; Metazoa; Arthropoda; Malacostraca; Decapoda; Parastacidae
Source: RefSeq, a predicted model, not a curated record